UUAGGAAGAUGAAGUUCGACGUCCUAAUCGGAUUUGUGUUAUUUCUUUUGCAUGCAGAAACAUCAAGGGGUACGUUCGCAGGAUGGACUUCCCCUGCUCCUGGUUUGCAGAUGGCAAAUGGAAAAAUAGAACUGACUGGUGAUAUAUCGGAGAACUCUAUCUCCGCCGGAGGAUUACUAUUCCUAGCAAAAGCUACGGGUGAAGGAGACGUACAUUACACCAUCAAAUCAUGCACUGAUGACUUCGCAUCCAUCAACUCAUCAUCUGGUGCAGUCAGUCUUGCACAUGACAAGGGAUUGGAUUAUGAAUCUAACAUUGUAUACGAAAUUGUUGUCAGCGCAAAAGACCAAGAGGGUUCCGAAGCAACGGCAACGGUGGUUCUUUCGAUCAGUGAUGCCAACGACAAUGCACCAGUGUUUACAGAGUCCGAAUAUACAAUGGAACCAGACAAGAUUCUGCCUUACGGAACGCCGUUGGUAACCCUGACUGCAAUCGAUGCUGACGGAUCAGCACCAAAUAACGUUGUUGGAUACAACCUAUCAGCUGAUGAUACAGACUUGUUUGCAAUUGACAACGUUACGGGGACACUCAAGGUCGUUGCAAGUGGCGGUAUCAGCUUUACGAGGAAACGCAAAGUUGUCAGUAGAUCAGCCGAAGCCACAGUUUUCUACAUAAAGCUGACGAUCGACUUGGUAGCUUACGCGUUUGAUAAGGGAGUUCCACAAAACAUUGUCGAGCAGGUCAUUAAACUGACAUUACGCAAUAUUGCAAAUUUGUUAAGUGCUAGCUUCUUUGGACUACUAUUGGUAUUUGUGCUAGUUUUGGAUGUUGUAUCAAACUGAUUGUUCGAUGGUAAAUGAAACAAGUAUAACUGUGCUACAACGACAGUUAUUUGCAAGAAUUUACUUUUAGUACUUUUUAUCCUUGCAUUUGUCAAUAGAAAACAUUAUAAAAUUUGUAUUAAUGUAAAGAUGCACACUUACUCCCAAACAAGGUUUACCACAAUAAAUACAUUUUUUAAUAUAAUUAAAGGGAUGAAUAAAUGUCGAAACAGUGGUUCUUAUGAACGAUACCGAGUUUAAUUUGAAAGAAAAGGACAGAAAACAUGGUAUUCUACCUUUGGAGACUUUAGUUGAUCACAAUAAUUCAUUGAGCACUCACCAUUCAUUUAGUAUGUUAUUAACUAUUAAAUUCACGGUUACAAUCUUGCUAUCAAUAAUUAUUAUUUUCCAUAAAUGCAUUAUUUAGAAAGAAGUUAAAAGUGUAUCACUCAAAAUUUAUGUUUGUUAUACAUAUGUAUGUAUUGAUUUUAAAUAAGACUGUCACUUUAAUUUAAAUUUGGAUUUAACAAUGACCUUUGUUCGUACCAAUUAAUUGCUAGCGCGUGGUUUAUAAACCCCUUUCUUUUAUUUAUAUGGGAGAACAUAUUACCAUAAUUUUCUGGAAUGAUUGUCGGAGGUCUCGUCCCCCUCAUCUGAGGGAGCCGUUACCGAACGGAAGCUUUUAUUUUCAACAUAAAUUAAGCUGGUAUUAAUGGACCAAAAAUGAACUGAAAGGGAUUUUAUAUAAUACUAAUUCAUGUGUUAAACUUGAUGAUUACGUUUUCUGCUAUUAAUAACAUGUCACGUAAUUGGACCUUUGUUUUACUUUUCCCUUUGAAGAUUAAUCCGGACCCAUGAUGUGCCUUUAAAACGGGUUACCACUUCCACUCUAGAAUUCGUAUAGAUUGAUGAAAAUGUGUUCGAACGUUGAUAAAUAUAUUUCAAGA
Molecule: messenger RNA, 1768 nt
Organism: Mya arenaria
Lineage: Eukaryota; Metazoa; Mollusca; Bivalvia; Myida; Myidae
Product: protocadherin alpha-8-like
Exons: 5
Coding region: 9-842 (277 amino acids)
Biological process (GO): homophilic cell-cell adhesion
Cellular component (GO): plasma membrane
Molecular function (GO): calcium ion binding
Source: RefSeq, a predicted model, not a curated record